Molecule: messenger RNA, 384 nt
Organism: Ostertagia ostertagi
Lineage: Eukaryota; Metazoa; Nematoda; Chromadorea; Rhabditida; Trichostrongylidae
Source: the annotation of a GenBank genome assembly
AUGAUUAUAUUAAACGCAGAAUAUAUCGAUUUAAGGCCCAUGCCUCAGGAUGUGAAACAAGUUUAUAAAGAUUUUUUCAAAAUGAUCAAAAAAAGACUGAAUUGGAGUGAUAUCAUAUCGCAUCAGGCUCUCACAAGAAUAGUCAAGGGAAAAGGGACUUUGAGAUAUCCUUGUGUCAUGUUCACCACUGUUGAGGAAUUUCCGUAUGGUAAUGAGAUGCCACUGGCGCAAAAAGUGCUUUUCGCCCUCUACGGUAUGCUGCAAUACUGGUGGAGGAUCAGACGUCUUCGUAAUUGGGCGCCAUACGGAUGCAACCAACUCUAUGUUCGGUCGAUUGAGACCAUUCGUGUUUUGUGCUUCUUCCGAACCGACCGAGUAAUAUGA